UAUGCACAUUGAUUGGCGAAGCGAUGGAGGGCGACAAGGAGUUGUUGCGCUCACUGGGGAGCACGAAGCAAGCACCUGACUUCCUUGGAGACCUGGCACCGCCACUGACGACCGACUGGGUAUAUAACCCGUACAGGUGCUCGGGAGGUACGCAAGGCCGGUGGACAGUCAACCGACUCAUCAUGCUGAAAUACGCUGUCAUCUGUGGCCUGGUGGCCUUGGCUUGCGCCCGACCCCAAGAAGAAGCACACAACGGCGCCAUCAAGCCCCAAAGCCCGGCGAAGCCCGUGCCGGCGAUGAUUCCCGCGCCAGAUGCCAUGCCGGGGGCCGACCUUGACACACAGCCGACGACAUUCUACAAGUCCUUCGGCUUCGGCGUGGGGCCCUUCUACAAACGCUUCCACAUCGGAGGGCACCCCGGCUACGGGCACCAUUACAACUACGGAAACAUUUACGGCUACCCGCAGCAGCAGCCCUACUACGGCCAUGUUCCUCAGUACGUCUGGUAGUGCAUUAUACCACACGUUUACCAACAGCGUCUUCUGGGUCCAGCCGCUACCACACUACCAGCCUAAUGAACCCAGACGCACAUACCCCGGGGGAGUUCCCGGAACAAGAGCCUCUAUUGCGACAGUGAUCCCGCCAGUGUUGCUUACGUCAUUUGCAUGAUUUGGAUCGAUGCGUGUCUCGGGUCAAAAUGAGUUCGCUGGACUCUGCUGCCUUCGAUGCGCGGCACGCUUUGGAGCCCCUGCAACCGACAAGAUGCAGCGGGGACGGGGACGUCAGGUCGGCCUACUCCGGCUUCAGCCAUCUUGACGCAUCCUUAUCUGAGAGACGCGGUCUACAUGAGUUACCUCUGCUGCAAAGUCAGCUCGGGUAGUGAUCUCAUGGUAGUGGGAAGCACGUGGUCCCGGGCUGUUUCGGCUGGCAAUAAACGGGCGUGUCAGA
Messenger RNA from Pollicipes pollicipes, 948 nucleotides. RefSeq lists its product as uncharacterized. Lineage: Eukaryota; Metazoa; Arthropoda; Thecostraca; Pollicipedomorpha; Pollicipedidae. Bases 24 to 509 code for a protein of 161 amino acids. The transcript is spliced from 3 exons. The record is from RefSeq and is a predicted model, not a curated record.